Messenger RNA from Exophiala bonariae, 825 nucleotides. RefSeq lists its product as uncharacterized. The record is from RefSeq and is a predicted model, not a curated record. The transcript has a single exon. NCBI's taxonomy places the organism in Eukaryota, Fungi, Ascomycota, Eurotiomycetes, Chaetothyriales, Herpotrichiellaceae. The coding region runs from base 1 to 825 and encodes 274 amino acids.
AUGUUUCCCUUGUUCGAGAAGAAAUUCUACUGGGUGGAGAAAGAUAGCAAAGGGCGAAUGUUCCUGUACCGAAAGAAGGGCGAGUCCUACACGUACGUGAAGAAAGUUGCAAAAACCCGCGAAAAGGACGACUAUAAAUCCACCUGUGACUGUUCAAAAUACCACGAUCAAGCCUAUAGAUACAAACACAAAGCAGAUGAUCGCAAACUUCAGGAGCAUGUCCAUCACCACUACUUUCACGACAAGUCAACACUGUGCACAACAUCAAAGCCAAAGCCCAACCCUAAGAAAUGCACGCAGUGUCUAGACCCAGACCCAGUCAUCCUAGGUCAAACCUCAGUGUGCCAUUCAUGGUGCCGGACCCGGUCACCUUCGUCCUCAUCAUCUCCAGCGCCGAAAGGAAAAUGCCAAGCAUCACCCUCCAUCCGCCACCUCCAUGGCAAUGGAGUACGUGUCGAGAGGAGCAAGGUCGAACGCUACCGUCCGGAACGCGAGGGUGAUUUCGACGACUUUCACGACAAGUACAAGCAAACACACAAAGACGCAACCAAAAAUCAUGAGCAGCCCCGUGGUCGAGCAAGAGACCGAUGCCUCGCCCGUGAUGACACCGUUGACGACGAGCCCGAUGACGAGAGCUACCAUAGCGACUGCAGCCAUGUUUGCACUGGGGUCUGCACAGACGUGCACGCUGCCGCUCCUACGCAUGACCGUCCCGCGCCGUUACGUGACCAUACUAGGCGCGACAGAGAGUACGAGAGAGUCACUUGGGAUCAAGAUAUGGGCGCUUGGGUCGCGAAGCGCAAGCCGACUGUGAGAUUUGAAUAG